AUGGUAGUCUUGUUACCGCCACUCUAUGUUAACCCAAAAUGCAAACCGAGUCCGGUUUUAAUCCCUGUUGUAGACUUAACCAACCCAGGUGCCAAAACCCACGUCGUCAAGGCUUGCGAGGAGUUUGGGUUCUUCAAAGGCGUCAACCAUGGUGUCCGAUCCGAUCUUUUGACCCAGUUGGAGCAAGAAGCCACCAAGUUCUUUGCUCUGCCUCAUUGUCUCAAAGAUAAAGCGGGUCCAGCCGACCCGUUUGGAUACGGUAGUAAACGAAUUGGACUCAAUGGUGACGUGGGAUCCAUUGAGUAUAUUCUCCUCAAUGCUAAUAGUAAUCUGUCGUCUACCAAAACCACCGCCGUCUUCCGGCAAACCCAUGCCAUUUUCAGAGAAGCGGUGGAAGAGUACAUGGAGGAGAUGAAGGGAAUGUCGAGCAAGAUUCUAGAGAUGGUGGAAGUUGAGUUAGGGAUAAUGCCAAAGGAGAAGCUGAGCAAACUGGUGAAUGUGAAGGAGAGUGACUCUUGUCUUAGGAUGAACUAUUACAAGGAGAAGGAAGAGACACCGGCCAAGGAAGAGAUUGGGUUCGGUGAGCACACGGAUCCACAGUUAAUAUCAGUGCUCAGAUCAAACGACACUGAGGGCUUACAAAUUUGUUUGAAAGAUGGGACUUGGGUCGCUGUUCCACCUGAUCACUCUUCUUUCUUCGUUAUUGUCGGAGAUACUCUUCAGGUGAUGACUAACGGAAGAUUCAAGAGUGUGAAACACAGAGUACUCACAAAUACAAAAAAGUCAAGAUUAUCAAUGAUCUACUUCGCAGGUCCUCCGUUGACCGAGAAGAUUGCACCAUUGUCAUGCCUUGUCCCAAAGCAAGAGGAUAGGCUUUAUAAAGAGCUUACUUGGUCUCAAUACAAGUCAUUUGGUUACAAGACUAAGCUUGGUGACUAUAGGCUUAGUUUCUUUGAGAAACAACUUCAGUUUUCUCUAUCCAAUUCACAUGCCAUCUACCAAGACGACUUCUUAAUACCCAUCAGUUCCCCUUUAUUCGCCAACCCACGGAAACAAAUCCUCGACAUCCGAAACAGCUCCGUAACCGACCUAGACCGACCAGUCAACACACACCUGUUCCUUAUCCUCGUAAACGCACUGUUCCUCGGCAACUUCGACAGCUUGUACCGAUUCUUCUCCCUCAUUUCGCUUGGAAGCUCCGGAUCUUUGCACAACGCCUUGUACAGCUUCCUCCUCAGCAAGGUUAAUUUGGGCUUAGUUGGGCCUUGUUAUUCUGAAUUGUAA
This is a messenger RNA of Eruca vesicaria subsp. sativa (arugula), 1284 nucleotides long. NCBI's taxonomy places the organism in Eukaryota, Viridiplantae, Streptophyta, Magnoliopsida, Brassicales, Brassicaceae. The record is from the annotation of a GenBank genome assembly.